Molecule: messenger RNA, 4985 nt
Organism: Exophiala xenobiotica
Lineage: Eukaryota; Fungi; Ascomycota; Eurotiomycetes; Chaetothyriales; Herpotrichiellaceae
Product: sulfite reductase (NADPH) hemoprotein, beta-component
Exons: 2
Coding region: 14-4813 (1599 amino acids)
Biological process (GO): amino acid biosynthetic process; sulfate assimilation
Cellular component (GO): sulfite reductase complex (NADPH)
Molecular function (GO): 4 iron, 4 sulfur cluster binding; NADP binding; FMN binding
Source: RefSeq, a predicted model, not a curated record
GAGGGUUCUGUGGAUGCUCCGAGAGGCGGAGAAGCAUGCAGUAAUAUUUGGAGGAUUACUACUAUUUCUCUCGCAUUUGGACCUUCCUCCCGUUCUGUUUCUUCGUUUUGUGUGUCGAUUCCUCCCAGAGAACGAGCAACCAGAAUUCAAGAUGGGGUCUGCUGCAAGCCCCGCGGAAGCUGUUGCAAGAAUUGCAUAUCUUGCCAGCGAUGUCAUUCUUUCUGUCCAGCCGUCGCUGAGCACCGACUCCGAGUUUUCCCACCACUUUGCUCGAUUUACUGCAAACCAGGCAAAGAGCUUCGUCUCGAAGGCGCUUCCUGAGAUCAUCCCAGUCCGCCAAAAUGCAGACCCUCUACUCUCGGCGUAUACCCCUCUACAGGCUGGCAAGCUGGUCGCAGUCACCGCUCCUUCCUCCAUACUCCUGACCUCGAUUCCUCAUCUCUAUAAGCUUGCUCAAUAUCCUGUGGUCCUUCAUGUGGCGCUGGCAACCCAACAGGCAGACUUCUCCGAAAUCAGCUCCAUCCGACAAUGUGGGUUCACUUUUUUGCAGUCAGAGACGCUACAAGAGGCGCAAGACAUUGCUCUGACUGCCCAUGCUUUGGCGAUCAAGAGUGGCAAGGGUGUCAUACAUUUCUACGAUCCCAGCAACUCUCUUCAGGACAAUCCUAUACCAGUUGAAAGUCGGGAAUUGGUCAGUACACUGUUGGAGACUGGCGUUGGACUGCGGGCCUCGCAUGCCGCCUCAGAUGAACAGACGCUGUAUGCCAGCACUGGGAGGACGGCAACAGUGACAGACCUAGGUCUGCCAGAUGUUCCGUCGCGGCAGACAGUUCCCGCCGCUUCGAGAGAUUUGCUAUCACCCGCAGCACCAGCCUCUUCGACAAACGGUACAACUGAUGUGUCCUCCUCGCCCUCGUCGAGAAGGGACAGCUCUUCCGAAAGCAUUGCACCAUCUUCUCUAGCUACCACCAUCGAGACUCCCAUUACUCGUCCUGUCAGCGCCACCGAUAUAUUCACCUACGUUAGCGAUAUUUGGGCUGUCAUCUCGCAAGCCACCGGUCGAAGCUACUCUGCGAUCGAAUACUCUGGACCGCCCGAUGCGGAAGACGCUCUUUUUAUAUUUGGCUCGACCGGCGUCUUCGUCGACGUCCUCGAUUCCGAUGAUGUACCAGUGGAUUUGACGAAUGUGGGUCUCAUCACAGCUCGACUAUAUCGACCGUGGCUAGGUAGUGCAGUACUUUUGGAUUCCAUCCCAAGAUCAAUCAAGAAAAUUGCUGUCUUGGAACAGAUCAAGAGGAAGACUACCAAGUGGGGUCCUACUUUCCUUGAUUUACUGGCCAGCUUGAGCCCUGGUGCUGGAGGUCAAAGCCAUAUUUCCUUGGUGCAAUACCGGCUAGGCCAGAUUGAUGCUGCGACGGCAUUGCAAGCCCUACGAGGCAUCUUCCAAAAUCUUGCUCCUCCGGCUACGCCCCGAAAACACUCUCGCCGGCGUGGUCGCUCCUCCCAGGUGACGAUGGUCUCAAUCCAGAAUCUGACCAUUGGGAAUGAGCUCGAGCCUACCGUCGACGAUUUUAUUCCCCAGCAGCCCCAGCUCGAGAACGCGUACCUCAAGAUCCUCGAUCAACUUUUCAGCAACAGACUAUAUAUUGCCAACCAGCUCAAGCAAAAGAAUGCAGGUGUAUCUGCCACUUUAGCCGCGUCUCCUGAGUACGGAUUCGGAUCUCUCCUUGCACGGAUUGAACGACGUCAGCACUUUGUCAAGGAGGCCGAAGAGGCUGCACGAAGCAAUGAGUUCAUCACUGAGUCGCCAAAGCAGUGGUUGUCUAGAUGGGCAUUAAAUGCUAAUGAUGCUUCAAAGGCAAAUGAAUAUGCAUCCGAAGUCCUUGCCCGCUUGGCUAAUGACGGGUCUGGGCUCUCGAAUAGGUUGCUCGACAAUAAGGCUCUCUUCUUCAAGGAGUCUCAAUGGCUGAUUGGGUCCGACGCAUGGGCUUAUGAUCUGGGCAACUCAGGAGUGCACCAUGUCCUGUCAUCGGGCGCCAACGUCAACAUGCUCAUCAUUGACUCUGAACCAUAUUCGGAAAGAGCUCAAGCAGACUCGAUGAGACGCAAGAAGGACAUCGGACUUUAUGCCAUGAACUUCGGCAAUGCUUACGUGGCGUCAGUGGCUGUCUACAGCUCUUACACCCAAGUUCUGCAAGCCAUGAUCGAAGCAGAAAAGUUCAAUGGUCCCUCCGUCGUCCUUGCUUAUCUUCCAUACAAUAAGGAGAACGAUUCGCCAUUGACCGUCUUGCAAGAGACCAAGAAGGCAGUGGAUAUGGGCUACUGGCCGUUGUACAGAUGGGACCCCUCCAACGAAGACAAGGGAGAGCCAACUUUCUCCUUGGACUCUGAGCGCAUCAAGCGAGAGCUGGAGGAGUUCCUACGCCGAGAUAACCAGCUGACCCAGGUCAUGAACCGACAUCCGCAGUUUGCUGCCAACCUUUCAGAGUCUUAUGGAUCCGAGGUGCGCAAGCUACAAAAGCGCAAAGCCAAGGACGCUUAUGAACAGAUGCUGGAGGGUCUCUACGGAGCACCACUGACAAUCCUCUUCGCGUCGGACAAUGGCAAUGCGGAAAGUCUGUCCAAGAGACUGGGCAACCGUGGUAAGGCCCGCGGUUUGAAGACCAUGGUGUUCGCCAUGGAUGAUUAUCCUCUGGAGGAUCUCCCCACCGAGGAGAAUGUGGUCAUGAUCACCAGUACUGCUGGUCAAGGAGAGUUUCCCCAGAAUGGCCGCGCUUUCUGGGAGGGCAUCAAGGACGCAGCAGAUUUGGACCUGUCCAACGUUCACUAUUCGGUCUUCGCUCUGGGUGACAGUCAUUACUGGCCUAGAAAGGAGGACAGAAUCUUUUACAAUAAGCCAGGCAAAGAUCUUGACGCACGAGUCCAGUUUCUGGGUGGCAAGUCACUGACUGCUAUCGGUCUCGGUGACGAUCAAGAUCCUGAUGGCUAUCAAACUGGGUAUCAGGAAUGGGAAGCGAGACUCUGGCAAGCUCUCGAUGUUGCUAACGUCGAAGGUCUUCCCGAGGAACCGGCGCCAUUGACAAACGAAGACAUCAAGAUUGCUUCAAACUAUCUUCGAGGCACCAUCAUGGAGGGUUUGGAGGACAACUCGACAGGGGCUAUAUCUGCCCCAGAUCAGCAACUUACCAAGUUCCAUGGCACUUACAUGCAAGAUGACCGUGAUUUGCGAGACGAGCGCAAAGCCCAAGGUCUGGAGCCUGCAUACUCAUUUAUGAUCAGAUGUCGACUUCCCGGCGGUGUCGCCACGCCCUCACAGUGGCUGCAAAUGGACGCGAUUGCUUCCGCCCACGGAAACGAGACCAUGAAACUGACCACCCGGCAAACAUUCCAAUUCCACGGUGUCAUCAAGUCGAAGCUGCGGCCUGCCAUGCGAGCAAUCAAUAAGGCUCUAAUGACCACCAUAGCUGCAUGUGGCGACGUCAACAGAAAUGUCAUGUGCUCCAGCUUGCCCACAAUGUCAGAAUAUCACCGAGAAGUACACGCUGUGUCGAAGAAAAUCUCUGACCAUCUCCUGCCCUCUACGACCGCCUACCACGAGAUCUGGCUCAAGGACAACGAGACCGGCGAAAAGACCCAAGUGGCUGGCGACGCUGUGCAAGACUACGAACCGCUUUACGGCCCAACGUACUUGCCCCGCAAGUUCAAGAUCACCAUCGCCAUCCCCCCACACAACGACACAGACGUGUAUGCGCACGACGUAGGACUCAUCGCAAUCAGGUCAAAGGACAACGCGCAUCUUGAGGGCUUCAACAUCCUCGCUGGUGGCGGCAUGGGUGUUACGCACAACAACAAGAAGACAUACCCUCGCACAGGCUAUAUGAUGGGCUUCGUCCCUGCGGACAAGGCGCAUUUGGUCUGUGAGAAGAUCAUGUUGGUUCAGCGCGAUCACGGCGACCGUAAGAACCGCAAGCACGCCCGUCUGAAGUACACCAUGGACGACAUGGGCAAUGAAGUGUUCAAGGCCAAGGUCCAAGAGCUCCUUGAUCCCCUCAACAUCAAAUUCGACACUCCCCGGCCGUUCAAGUUCGCCAGCAACAUUGACACGUUCGGCUGGCAGAAGGACGAGAAGGGCUUGAACCAUUUCACCUUCUUCAUCGAGAACGGUCGUAUCGAAGAUACUGCCGACUUCCCCAUGCGUUCUGGACUUGUCGAGAUCGCAAAGGUGCACGAAGGCGAGUUUAGACUGACAGGCAAUCAGCAUCUCAUCCUGUCCAAUGUGACGGACGAAGCCAAACCCAAACUCGUCGAGCUGAUGAAGAAAUACAAGCUGGACAACACGCAGUUCUCGGGCAUGAGACUGAGCAGUUCCGCGUGUGUGGCGUUCCCGACCUGUGGUCUCGCCAUGGCCGAGAGUGAGCGGUACCUGCCGGAGCUGAUCACCAAGCUCGAGGGGUGUCUCGAAGAGAACGGCCUGUCGCAGGAUAGCAUCGUCAUGCGCAUGACGGGUUGUCCGAACGGGUGUGCUAGACCCUGGCUUGCCGAGGCCGCGUUCGUGGGUAAAGCCUACGGCGCGUAUAACAUGUACCUCGGUGGUGGGUACCAUGGGCAGAGGCUGAACAAGUUGUACAGGAGCAGUAUCAAGGAAGAUGAGAUCCUGGAGAUCAUGAGAGGUCUGUUGGGACGGUAUGCCAAAGAAAGAAACCAAGGUGAACGGUUUGGGGACUGGACCAUUCGGGCGGGUGUGAUCAAUGAGACGACCGAAGGGAAGUAUUUCCAUGAUAACACGGCCGAGGUGGAGAGUGAGGAAGAGUGAGGUUGACUUGUUGUCGCGUCGUUUUGAUUGCUGCUGGGUGGGACUGUCAAAGAUUGAAGGCGGCUUGCAUUGUAUGAUUGGAUGUUCCAAAAAUUUGCUACUGUAGUCUCUUGCAUUGCGUGGUUGUCUAUUUGUAGUCGAUGAAGAAUCAAAUCAUACAUGUUGAAGAUGA